UAGAUAACCGCCCUGGGACUGACUGGGAUAAGGUGAAGCCAACCUUUCUGCUCCUAAUCACUUGGCUGACGAUUAAGGGGAAGUACCAGACACAAUCUUGAGUCCUGCACGUUUGGUGAACAUGGCUGCUGUCAUUUGGCGGAAGCUGCGCAGAAGAUUCUGCGACUGCCGAGCAUAUUUAAAACCCAGUGGGUGUGGUGAAGUGAGAAAUCCUGAAGAAAGGAUCAAGGGAGUUAACAACAAGCAAGAUGCAAGGUAUGGGCAGAACACCUUCUGCUUGUCCAAGGAUGCCUCUGUGUUAGUGGACUAUAAAGUGAAUUCUGACCCAGCAGCUUACAGCAGCACCAAAAGAAGGCCAAAGCAGAGUGUUCCCAGUGAGAUGGAUGAUUACAGUGAUGCUUUCUCCCUUUUACUGGAAAACAUUCCAUCCAGCGUGGGAAUCAAACAAGUGCGUAAUGCUUACACAGUGAUAUGCUCUCGCCGCCUGUCCAGUGUGAGGAACACUCUGCUGGAGCUGGUCUAUAAUAAAUCUGAUGACGUGCAGUACACUGCUGGUCACUGGCCUGCCAGCUCAAAGCAGAAGCUGGAUACUGACAUUGUAGAGAUCUACGACACGAAAGAAGACCCUCGGGGCUUUCAGAAACUUAGGGAUGCUUACAGGGAUCUCUGUUUCGACAGCUCAGAGCAGGGGGAGCCGCUGUCUGUGGAAGAGGGCCAGAAGAUUCUGCGUGAUGUCUCCUUCCUGAAGAGCAGCCUGACCCCAGAGAACAUUGUGGAUUUUUUUUGCCGGCUCAGCCGGCUGCCGGGUGAGCAGCAUGCAGCGGUAAAGGCCGAUUCUCGGUUUGCAAUGCUCUGCCGGUACAGCGUCGACAAUCAGGCUGCAUUCACGCUGCAGCAGCUCCUCCAGCUUUUCGAGGCAGUGGUCCGCCUCCAGGUUUCCUCAUCUCAGGCGCUGCUGAAGAGCUACGAGUUGGCGUUUUGCCGCCGUGUGUGGGACAUGGGCUUCAGCCAGCUCCUGUUGGUGGCUGACCUGUGGCGCUGCCUGGGGCGUGGAGCACCGCACUACAUGGAGAUCCUGCUGAGCUACACGGCACUGCGGUGGAGGGAGCUGACCAUGCCCCAGCUGGUGCAGCUCCUGUACGUGAUCGGGGAGAACCGCCGGGCCCCUCCCGAGCUGAUGCAGAAGCUGGAGAUGCUGCUGUCCACACAUUUGGAGCAGAUGAACCUGGAGGAAGUGGGAGCAGUCUGCCUGGGCUUCUUCAAGUCCAAGAGCGGGUUUUCUGAGCAGCUCAUGAAACAGAUUGGAGACAAGGUGGCAGCAAGGAUGGGGGAUGUUAGCAAUUAUAGCUUGGUGAAUGUGAUGAAAAUGUUCCGUUACACCCACGUGGAUCACUUGCCUUUCCUACAGCAGCUGGGAGAGGUGGUGCCACAGAGGAUUCCUAGUAUUGGUACACAGGGGGUAAUGCACAUUGUGCUGGCAUGUGCAUCCCUACACUUCCGGGAUGAGCGCCUCCUGGAGGCCGCCGCCUCUAGGUUCCCUUCCAAGGUGCACUACUGCAGGAGCAAAGAUGUCGCCAAGUAUCUGUGGUCUUUCUGCAGUUUAAACUACGAGCCUGAGAACGCUGAGGUAGUCUUCUCCAGCCUGACCGAACAGAUGCAGCGCAAAAUGCAUGAGUUCCAGCGCUUCCCGGAGCACCUCCUCACUGGCCUGCUGGCUCUGGCAUUUACCGGGAGGUUCCCCCACCAUCUCAUUGACAUCGCUCUGAGCCCACCCUUUGUCCAACUGGCGACCGAAGAGAGUCCCUUUGAAUUGAAGAAAGAUCUCUUCACGCUGGACGGCUCAGUGGCCAUUGAGUGCCCCGAUUACAGCGGGCACCGCCUCCCCCUGCAGUUGCAGCAAGAGGUGGCACAGAUGCUGUGGGAUUUUGCCAGGCAGGACAUCUGUGUGAAGCCAGAGGUGCUGGAAGCCGCUAGUUUGCUGCAGGUCAUGCUGGGCGGCCCUCAGUUUGUCAAGAACCAUCUGAUACUGCCUCACACCAGGUCGGCCGACCUUGAGGUGCACUUUGACACCUCGGGUCAGCCACUGCCUCUUCAGGAGGCACUGAAUGAAAAGGCACAGAAACCCAAGCUCAAAUUCAGUGGGAUCCCUGUCACAGACCAACUCAUAUCCCAACUCGCAAAAUGCAGAGCUGGCGGCUCGACAUUAAAAAGUCAGCCUGACCAUGUGACUGAGGGAGAAGGUGAAAGGACCACUCAAAAUGUGCUCAGAACUGGGGUCGAAGGUGGUGUUCGAACAGGGUUGAAUCUAAAGCUGUUUCGAAGUGGAGUGCCCCUAACAGACAGUCUCUUAAACUCAUUAACUGAUACAAAAAUUCCAAUAGAAAGAGCUACCACCCACCCUCAGGGCACAUCAGAGAUUCGAAAACUCGCUAUUCAGAUAACCAACCGCAAUCAAUACUGCUACGGUACCCACAUCCUCCUGGGGUUGCAUAGUAUGAAGAGGAGACAACUAGUUAAAGCUGGCUAUGUGGUAGUAGAGCUGCCCCACUGGGAAUGGUUUCCUUUACUCAAACGAACUCGGUCUGAGAAACUCUCCUAUUUGCAUCAGAAACUCUACAAUUCACUGGAUUGAAUUAGAGGGGGUGCCUUCCAGAGAGUGGACAUGUCUUUUUUUCUUUAAAAGCUAAAUUUAAUUACUGAAUUUAAUACAAUAAAAACAACUUGUUUUUCAUCAAACUCAUUUCACUGAUUUAUGGUGAAAUAUUUGUUUUUUGGGAGCUGCUGCCAGAACAUGUAUUUGAAUUGCACAAUGUAAUUUAGCCUGUCUACCAAUUGAGUCUUGGAUGCAAAUAAUUAGCUGCUCGGUUCCAAUAAAA
This is a messenger RNA of Hemiscyllium ocellatum (epaulette shark), 2876 nucleotides long. It is a transcript of the gene fastkd5, whose product is annotated as FAST kinase domain-containing protein 5, mitochondrial. The coding region runs from base 122 to 2632 and encodes 836 amino acids. Lineage: Eukaryota; Metazoa; Chordata; Chondrichthyes; Orectolobiformes; Hemiscylliidae. The record is from RefSeq and is a predicted model, not a curated record. Gene Ontology annotation, cellular component: mitochondrial matrix; ribonucleoprotein granule. Gene Ontology annotation, molecular function: RNA binding. Gene Ontology annotation, biological process: mitochondrial RNA processing; regulation of mitochondrial mRNA stability. The transcript has 2 exons.